AAAAUAUAUAAAACCAAGAAAGACGAAAUUUCUUCUUUAUGGUCGAACGGUACAAAAAUCAAACUCGAUCCAAUCCUCUCCCCGCAUCGUCACGCUUCCUCUAUUUCUUUUUCUCUCGCGAUUUAUCCUCUUUUCAUUUGUUUGCCCCUCUUUCUUUCUUCACUCACUUUCUCUCUCUAGAUUCCGAAGAGGCCUGCUAGGGUUUUUGUGAGGGAGUUACCAGAGAGAGAGAAGAGUGAAAAUGGGGCAGCAGUCGUUGAUCUACAGCUUCGUCGCCCGAGGAACGGUGAUCUUAGCCGAGUACACUGAGUUCACUGGAAAUUUCACCAGCAUAGCAUCGCAGUGCCUUCAGAAACUUCCGGCCACGAACAACAAGUUCACCUAUAACUGCGAUGGUCACACUUUUAACUACCUCGUCGAAGACGGCUUCACAUAUUGUGUUGUUGCUGUGGAAUCUGUUGGGAGACAGCUUCCAAUAGCUUUUCUGGAGCGGAUAAAGGAGGAUUUUACCAAGAAAUAUGGCGGUGGGAAAGCUGCUACUGCUGUUGCUAAUAGUCUUAACAGAGAAUUUGGGCCCAAACUGAAGGAACAGAUGCAAUACUGUGUGGAUCAUCCAGAGGAGAUCAGCAAGCUUUCAAAAGUAAAGGCUCAGGUUUCAGAAGUCAAAGGGGUGAUGAUGGAAAACAUUGAGAAGGUUCUUGAUCGUGGAGAGAAGAUUGAGCUUCUGGUUGAUAAAACUGAGAAUCUUCGAUCUCAGGCACAAGAUUUCAGGACACAGGGAACCAAGAUGAGGAGGAAAAUGUGGUUACAGAAUAUGAAGAUAAAGCUUAUUGUCCUGGGCAUUAUCAUUGCUUUGAUUCUUAUUAUUGUGUUGUCCGUGUGUGGUGGCGUCAAAUGUCAUUGAUUUGGUUGUGCUAUGGUUUUUGUUAGGCUGGUGAUUGACGGAGAACUUGUGCUGCUUUCUUGAUAUCAUAACAUAGCGUUAUGUUUACGUAUAAAUUUUUGGUGGCCCUUGCCUACCCAUUUGAUAGGGAUGGUACUCUGAGACAAUGCUUGUAUAGUCUGUAUUUCUGAAUUCGUUGAAUAUAUUAGAAGAGUCCGGAAUGUUUUCAGGAAAAAUAUGAUGAUGGUUCAUGCGCCUGUAUUUUUGAAUUUAUUGCGUGCUCAUGGUAUCAACUAAAUAAUUACAAUGCUUGCG
Molecule: messenger RNA, 1198 nt
Organism: Coffea arabica (coffee)
Lineage: Eukaryota; Viridiplantae; Streptophyta; Magnoliopsida; Gentianales; Rubiaceae
Product: vesicle-associated membrane protein 725
Biological process (GO): vesicle-mediated transport
Cellular component (GO): membrane
Source: RefSeq, a predicted model, not a curated record